Molecule: messenger RNA, 960 nt
Organism: Cynoglossus semilaevis (tongue sole)
Lineage: Eukaryota; Metazoa; Chordata; Actinopteri; Pleuronectiformes; Cynoglossidae
Product: angiopoietin-1-like
Exons: 2
Source: RefSeq, a predicted model, not a curated record
CUGCAGACUCUGUAAGGGGCAGGCGCAGUGUGCUGGAGGCUUGGAGCGGUUCUUCCCAGUGAGCGUCUCUCCUCACUCUCUCUCUCUCUCUUUCACUUUCCCCACAGUCGUCAAGUCAGACAGCAGAGGAGGCAGGGACGGCAGAGAGACCCGGGGAGGUCUGACGACACCAUCAUCAGCUCACCUUUUCUGAUAACUCCAAGCCCACUGAAACCUCCUGACAUCUGGACGUGAUUAACGCCGGAGCAACAUCAAGGUUUUAUGAGCAGAUAAUGUCAGCAGAAACCUUCCUUGGCAGGACAAGUUCUUAAGAGGAUUUUCUGCUCGGACGUAGCAUGUGUUGCUGCGGUACAAGACUCUGCAGUGGCUUUUAGGGCUGAAGGGUCAGUAUGAAGAUGGAUGACACAUGUUCAAGGCCAGCGGUGAUCUUCACCGUCUUCUCUUCUAGUUCUUAAGACCAGAUCCAGCCAACGAAACCAGACAAAAAAAAAAAAAAAAAAAACAGUUUCUGCAACCUUGGAUUUAAAGAUGCUUUGGUACAACUUUGGCCAGCACUUGUUGUCACUGGCGGCUCUUCUGGUAAUCGUGAGCUGUGGAGGAGCAGAGCCAAGGAGAGGGCCGGAGAGCAGCACAGGUGGCAGCAGUAGCAGUAAUUACAGCAGCAGACGUUUCCACAGGAUCCAGCACGGCCAGUGCACCUACACCUUCAUCCUGCCAGAGGAAGAAGGAGCCGGAGGAGCCCCCUGCAGGGAGUCGAAAGCCAGUAGCCCGCAGAGAAACGGCAACUCCUUCCAGAGGGACUCUCCGCUACCUGAGCAAGAAUUUCCUAGCCAGAAGAUCCAGCAGCUUGAGAACAUAAUGGAGAAUAAUACACAGUGGCUGCAGAAGAUUGAAAACUACAUUAAAGAAAGCCUGAAGAUGGAGAUGGCUCAGCUGCAGCAGAGUGCCGUCCAUAACCAC